Messenger RNA from Olea europaea var. sylvestris, 684 nucleotides. RefSeq lists its product as uncharacterized. The record is from RefSeq and is a predicted model, not a curated record. The transcript has 2 exons. Lineage: Eukaryota; Viridiplantae; Streptophyta; Magnoliopsida; Lamiales; Oleaceae. Bases 1 to 684 code for a protein of 227 amino acids.
AUGGAAAAACUGAACUUGGAUGGGAAGAGGAAGGCCGAGCUAGUAAACUCACUCCAUGAAAAGGUACGAGAGCAAAUUGAGAAGAAGAGUAAGCACUAUGUAGAGCAAGCAAACAAGGGCAGGAAGAUUGUUACAUUCGAACCAGGAGAUUGGAUUUGGGUGUAUUUCAGGAAAGAGCGAUUUCCAGAACAAAGAAAAUCAAAGUUGUUGCCACAGGGAGAUGGACCGUUUCAAGUGCUUAAGAAGAUCAAUGACAACACAUACAAAUUAGAUCUCCCAGCUGAGUAUAACGUUUCAGCAACUUUUAAUGUAUUUAAUCUUUCUCUCUUUCAUGCAGGUACAGAUUUGAGGAUGAAUCCUUUCGAAGAAGGAAGAGAUGAUGUGAGCCAAAGGUCACAAGCGUCAAAGUCAAGUCCAACGUCAAGCCCUAAGAAAGAUCCGUUGAUAGUUGAGGGCGGUCCGAUGACUCGAGCAAGGACGAAGCGAGUAGAAGAGGCGAUGAGAUUGCUCGUCAAGGCAACUAUUGAUGAAAUCAUGUUCGGGGCUCAAAAUGGGACAAGUUUCAUGUUGGGGUCGAAGGCCCAGGAGACUUGGAUCAACAUGUUAAAGGCGGACGAAAAUAGAGUGGAGAGCCAAAGCUGUGCGACCGCACAGCACAAUUGGCCUACGGUCGCACAGACCUAG